AUGCGCCUACGAGAAUGCUUUCUCGCUACUCCUUCUUCUGCCCUGACAAAAUUGACAGUUGUGCUUCGCCAGGAUUACUCCAUCUCUCUGCGUCCAUUGUUGAUUCUUGCUGGUUUCAUGGCCGAACCCCUGUGUGAAACAAUGUGCUUCGGUAUCAUCGAGACACUACCACUCGAAGUCUUUCAGAACAUCGUUUCCUACCUCGACAUUGGCGACGAAGCCAGGCUCUACUCAACAUGCAGUCGCUUACACAUCUACGGUGUACCGUUUCUCCUCGAGCCCUUCACACGCAAUCAACGUGCCAUGUUGUGGGCGCUCCGCCACGAUGACGUAGCUCUAUUCCAGUGCUGUGUACAAGCUGGCGCACCGCUCAGCGUCGUGACCGUCUUCAAGACCAAGAAGCCGGAGCCCGGCGUCAACAAGACGGGCGAGACCGGCCGCCCGCGUGUGCGCAGCCCCAAACGGCUGUCAACCCUCGCCCUAUCCGUGCGCCGCCAGUCUUUACGCAUAUUCGAGCAUCUGCGCGCAUGCGGCGUCAGCUUCGAAGGCGUGGCGCCGGCUGCGCUCCAAACUCAACUACGUGCGCUCAUGAAGCGACUGGUAAGCCCUGGCCGCCUUGGCACGCUACAGGCGCUCGCUGAGUGCGGAUUCCUUUCUUGUAUCGAGGCGUAUACGGACCGAGACACUGCGUGGCCGUUGUCGCGCGCCAUAGUGGCUGGAGCAUCCGAAGCGUUGGUGCGGCUUUUCCUUCAAGCUGGCGCCGACGUCAACGCCGCGCAUGAGCACCGUCGCUUUGGAAGCAUCGCGCCUCUGUCAGCUUCCAUAUUAACGAGCGAUGCCAGCAUGAACCAACUCCUGGUGCAUCAUGGCGCCGCCUACGAGCCAUCGACGCUACACUUUCGUCCCGCCACGCGGCCGACCAGACACCCGCUCUUCGCAGCGGUCCGGCGUCUCGCCCAAUCGCAAGUCCACGAUACCUCGAUACUGGAAGACUGUCUUUCCCACGGCUGUUGCCUCAAUCGGACGGAGCCACGGGUUUGGGAUCGCGGCUUCAACUGGGACUGGCGGCCGCGGCAGCAGUUUAGCACGCCCCUCCUCGAAUUCCUAGACGCAAUUCCGUCCAUGACGGGCACCGCGGCACAGAAACAAGCCACGCUUCAAAACCUCGCUUUCCUGGUAGAGCGGGGUGCCCGGACACCAGCGGCGCCCGACGACGUGCCCGGCACACUGAUUCAAGCGACGACGCCGUCAUGCCUGGAGUUGCUCAUCGACCGCUGGCAGCUAGAGGCGCUCAACAAUGACCACUUCUUCGCCAUUGUGACGAUUCUGGUCGAGGCUGGAUGUAUGGACGGGGCGAUGGGUCGCAUCAUGCGACGGUACUGCCGGGGGGUGCGCAACCGAGACCCCUUCUUCGCAGCGGCGUGGUGCGGUUGGCGUCGGCUCGUAGACCUGUUCCUCGCACAGCCCGGCGUGGACCCGAGUGCGCUACUUCUGCACCUGCUUGUUGACUCGGGCACCAAGGAGAUGGCAGCCGUAGAGCGGCUACUGGUCGCGGCCGUCGACCACCUGCUGGCGCGCGGUGCCGACAUCAACGCGUCGGCCUCGCCGCUUGGCAGCUCGGCGCUGCACAUGUUGUGCACCGUCUACCAGCACCCGACCCCAGACACCAUGUGGUGGCAUCGAUCACCUUACCAGGAGCCCGUCGUCGAGCACCGCCGCGACCUGCUGCGCCUCAUGAUGAGCCGUGGCGCUGACCCUCUCCUGCGGUUCCACGGCCGCAACGCGCCGACCGAGCUUGUCCAGUACCUCAACGUUGCUGACCCUUCGACACGCGCCUGGAUCAAAAAAGUCGGGAGGACUCUGUGCGAAGUCGCGAGCGUGGUAUUCGACGGUCCUGUCGCGAAAUGCAAUGUGAGGUUUGGCGGCAUUUUAUUCUUGAUGGUUCACAAAACAGGUCGAAGGGAGACAAAGUACGAUGAGACAUACGAGUGA
Messenger RNA from Cordyceps militaris CM01, 1992 nucleotides. RefSeq names its product ankyrin repeat-containing domain. Gene Ontology annotation, molecular function: protein binding. Bases 1 to 1992 code for a protein of 663 amino acids. NCBI's taxonomy places the organism in Eukaryota, Fungi, Ascomycota, Sordariomycetes, Hypocreales, Cordycipitaceae. The record is from RefSeq and is a predicted model, not a curated record. The transcript is spliced from 2 exons.